Molecule: messenger RNA, 1740 nt
Organism: Colletotrichum godetiae
Lineage: Eukaryota; Fungi; Ascomycota; Sordariomycetes; Glomerellales; Glomerellaceae
Exons: 1
Coding region: 1-1740 (579 amino acids)
Source: RefSeq, a predicted model, not a curated record
AUGGAGCAGCACCAUUCGGAACCCGUGCGUGACGGUAUCUUCAGCCACUAUCACAACCCUGCCCGUGAUCAACCUGGGCAGCCAACGACAGAAGAUCAUUCGCUACUCGACACACAUGAUUAUCGUAUUCUAGACCCGGUGACGUACGACGGAGUCAGAGGGGAAGUUGAGGUCUUAAGAGCGUCCACAUUAGGCCCCCGACGCUUCGCGAUCCCUAAUGAGUUACCCAAGGGUGCAAAAUGGGCUGUUGAGGAUCGUCACGAACACCUGAUCGUAUGGGGUGAUGAAUGGAAAAGAGUAUGGGAGAAUCGGGGGAAAGAGCUCGUGAAACGCGGCGAUCUCAUUCAAGUACCAGUAUGGUGGCAGAGAGCAGGGAGAUAUACAGACGCUUGGAUCAACGAGAGGGCGAGGUUCGUCAUCUAUCACAAGACCGAUGGCAGCUUGAGGAUAUUUCAGCCCUUGCGAGAAGGGAUAUCCGCGUCGUCGCACAUAUUCUUUGGCUAUACGCCCCGACGAUGUCAUGUGGCCCUCUGGUUCCUACUCAAGACCCCUUCGAAUCUUCGCCGGCUGCCCAGAAUCGUACGAGAGAGCGGAACGCCUGAAUCAUCUCAUCACACUGGACACGCCGAGGCGGGUUGUGACGCACGCCGAGAUAUUGUUCGACAUGCCGUCUAUGGGAGAUUGAUGACUGGAUGGAGCUUCGACCGCGAGACUUGUUCCCAGAGGAGAAAUUCCAACCCUGUAAGACCUUUGGCUGAGGAGAUGGAAGCUCUGUUGCAUCCUGUAGAUAAUACCAGGUUCGCAAUGUUUCCCUCUCUUGAGAAGGAUUCUCAGAAGCCAAAUGUCUGCAAAGGAGACGCCAGGGAUGAGAUGUUCGUGACUGCGGCAAGACAUCCUGGGGAGUCACGUAAGGCUGGGCAUCCUUCCCCUCCAGAUCGAGAUGAUCUCUUCAGUCGUUCACGAACCAAUCGUACGCCUGGCACCUUGAACCCCCGCUCUUGCUCAACAAUCACAACAAGGAAUGGACUGUCCUCUUCCCGGAAUGGCGAGAAAGGGCUCACUGUGCCUCUCUUGGUCCAACGCCAUCGUCGGCCAGAAGUUUCGGUAGUUGUGGGACCGCAUCCCGGAGCCCGAGGGAAGAUUCCUCGAGUCUUUUGCGAUCCGGGAGCAUCAGAUUUACAGGGGGCUGGGCCGCCCUUCGCACGAGAGGAGAUGAACCAGCACUGGGUAGCGCACAACGACCACGAGGCAUAUGGCCGCGCUCAUCGCAGACUUCGCAUCAGCGACAAGAAACGGACCCACGUGCGGCAGCAACACGAGGAAUUCCGGGAGAAACACUCCAAGCUCGGGCAACGACGGACGAUGGAAAUUGGCGAGGAGGACAAGGAGGAAGAGGAGCGGCUGGGCUAUGCGGGACGCGGCCAAGACUGGCGUGAUCAGGAGCAGCGGCGCCACGAAGAGGGAGGGAUGGCCCGCACCAGACGAAGGAUUCCCGGAGAUGGCAGUUGGACGAAGCUUGUAUCUGCUGCAGUCUCCGCUCGCAAUCGCUUUCCCACGAACCCCGUCAAAGGCUCCCCAGGCCAGGUCGGCGGGAUGUCUCUGGGCCCUUCCAGCCCGGAUGCCGGCAACGAAGAUCGGCGGUCCGAAAGGAGGCCCAGCCCGCAGCUGCAUGAACAGGAGAUAAUAACGGUCUGGGAGGCACGGCAGGAGACACUUGCUAUCUUGGAAGGAAGAAGCUGA